UUUCCUUCUGGUGUGCACUUUUUGAGUUGGGUCUCUCUCUCCACAGCGUUUGCACUUUCGGGCUUCUUUUCUUUUCUUGGUUUUGAUGUUCUCUCUCUUCCUGAUAACCAUCUCUCUCUCUAUCUCUCUAUAAUAACCUUCUCUCCCACAAUCUCCCUUCCAACCUCACAACAACAUGACAGAUCCCUACUCCAAUUUCUUCACAGGAUGGUUCAACUACAACCCCCUCUUUCGCAACCUUUCCUCUUCCAAUCCAUCACAACCCCCUCCUACCUCCUACUACGACUUCUACUCUCACAACAACAACGACAACAACAACAAUACCCACAACAGCAUCUACAAUAGAACCCCUUACCUUCCCACCCCACCACCCUCCCCUCCUCUCAGAGAAGCCCUCCCCCUCCUCAGCUUAAGCCCAACAAGACAUGAAGAAGAAGAGCCCUCUUGCAGUGCCAUGGAAGAAGGUUAUGAUACCAAAAAGAAGGGUUGGGAUGACAACUCUUCCUCUACUAUGGACGGUGCUGAUGAUACUGUCACAGUUGCCCUACAUAUAGGGCUCCCUAGCCCUAGUGCUGCUGAUCUUAUCUCAAGGGUCUCUUCUACAGAGAUGUUGGAAAAGGAAGGAGAGGUUGUUGUUUCAGGGUACCCUACGGCCAGACUCAACAAGGGUCAGUACUGGAUCCCCACCCCUUCUCAAAUCCUCAUUGGUCCUACACAGUUCUCAUGUCCUGUGUGCUACAAGACCUUCAACAGAUACAAUAACAUGCAGAUGCAUAUGUGGGGGCAUGGAUCUCAAUAUAGGAAAGGGCCUGAAUCUCUAAGGGGCACACAACCAACCGCCAUGCUUAGGCUCCCUUGCUACUGUUGUGCACCUGGUUGUAGGAACAACAUAGACCACCCAAGAUCAAAGCCAUUGAAGGAUUUCAGGACCCUUCAGACCCAUUAUAAGCGAAAGCACGGCAUCAAGCCAUUCAUGUGUAGGAAAUGCGGCAAGGCGUUUGCGGUGAGGGGCGACUGGAGAACCCAUGAGAAGAACUGUGGGAAGCUGUGGUAUUGCGUCUGUGGGUCUGAUUUCAAGCACAAGAGAUCUCUCAAGGACCACAUCAAGGCUUUUGGACAUGGGCACGCUGCCUAUGGUAUUGAUUGCUUUGAAGACGAGGAGGAACCGGCGUCAGAGAUUGAACAAGACAAUGAGUCAUCACAGUGAUGGACAAGAUAUGGAUAUUGGUAAUUUAGGUCUAAGGUAGUGGAAUUAUCAUCUUGAGCAACAACCCUUCUCAAUAUCCAAUCCACUUUCUUUUUUCUUUUUUGUAGUAAACCAAAAUACAACAAUUCAGACUCAGGUCAUGUAAAUUCAAUUGGGUUUUAACUUACGGGGAUGGAAUAUGGAUGAGAUUGAUGAAUGCCUGUUUCUUUGA
Messenger RNA from Magnolia sinica, 1418 nucleotides. RefSeq names its product zinc finger protein WIP2. The record is from RefSeq and is a predicted model, not a curated record. Gene Ontology annotation, biological process: anatomical structure development; regulation of gene expression. Bases 176 to 1207 code for a protein of 343 amino acids. Lineage: Eukaryota; Viridiplantae; Streptophyta; Magnoliopsida; Magnoliales; Magnoliaceae. Gene Ontology annotation, cellular component: nucleus. Gene Ontology annotation, molecular function: DNA-binding transcription factor activity. The transcript has 2 exons.